UCCAUUGGGAGGCAUUCACGAUAAAUAGAACCAAUGAUCAUCGCCGAAACCAAUAUCUCUUAACAGAUUCAAAAUUCCAAAUUUCAUAAACAAUGAUCGUGCUUAAAAUUUCCAUGCUUACCACUACAACACAAAAAUCAUGACAAUAGUUUGUUAUAACAAUACAACAAUACUUCAACCUUCUCAAAACAAGAUUCAUUCUUAGCCUUACAAACUCUCUCAUAUUUUCUAAACAACAUAAUCUGUAAAAUAUCAUAACAUCAAUUUGUGUAAAUUUUUGCAGGAAAUCCCAACAGCACAACAGAGCUAAGAUCAUAAGCAAAGGAGAAGGAGGAAGUUUUGAAAUCAAAUCCCUCCACCAUAGCAGAGCCGUUUCCGGCGAUCCACUACAACGACACCAACGACGGCCGUUCACUGUUCUGCCGACGGAAGCUCCCCGCGCAGAUUCAUCACCGCCAUUCCUGACUCCCGAUUAAGAUGCACGCGGAUCAGAACUGGUUCUUCAACAUUGCAGUCUUGUCGAAUCUGAAGAGAAGAAGAGAGAGAUUAAAGAAAAAAGCUAAGUUGGAAGAACCUCACCGAUCCCGUGACCGAUCCAACACUGCAACCAGGCUCCAUCGGACCACACCAACCACAAUUGCAACAGAACCGAUUUUGCUUCGGAAUUAUAUAAAGAGUAUGCACAAAAUCAGCGCAAGAAGCACUGACUCAGAAGCUUCAGCAUGCAACAUCAGAACAUGGUCUGGCAAGACAUCAGAAGAUGGUCAAGCAGAAUCAGAACAUGAUCUAUGGAAGCAUCAGAAGGACUUGGGAUCAGAAGCAGAAGCACUGAAGUUCUCAUGGUAUCACGCUAAGAAGCACUUCAAGGUCAGAAGACAAGAAGAUGCUCUGCACCAAGCUGUUUGACUCUGAUGAUAUUUAAACAUUGUUUACACAAACAUCAGAUCAGAAGCAAGUACAAGAUGGCAGGCUACGCUGUCUGACAAAGGGAACGUUAGUAGCUAUUAAACGCCUAUAUAUUGAAGUUCUGAUGAGAAGCAAGGUUACAAAUUCUGAAUAAUACAUCUGCGCAAAUAUACAGAAACGCUGUCAAAUUCAAAAAGCUCUCAAACUUCAUCUUCAACCUCACUACAUUACUGUUGUAAUAUAUUAGUGAGAUUAAGCUUAAACUUAAGAGAAAAUCACAGUUGUGAUAAUAGCUUUAUAAGAAGCAUUGUAACUCUUAAACGAAUUUGUUUAUAUUAAGUUGUAAGAACUAGAGUGAUCAGGUUGUUGAUCAGUAUACUCUAGAAAGUCUUAGAGGGUAUCUAAGCAGUUUGUUCCUAGAGUGAUCAGGUUGUGAUCAGUAUACUCUAGAAGACUUAGAAGUUGUCUAAGUGGAAAACCAUUGUAAUCUUGUGUGAUUAGUGGAUUAAAUCCUCAGGUGAGGUAAAUCACUCCAAGGGGGUGGACUGGAGUAGUCUAGUUAACAACGAACCAGGAUAAAAAUCAUUGUGCAAAUUGUUUUUAUCUUAAAAGUUUUAAAAGCUACACUUAUUCAAACCCCCCCUUUCUAAGUGUUUUUCUAUCCUUCAAUUGGAAUCAGAGCGCCGGUUCUAAGGUGCAAGCACUUAACCGUGUUUAGAAAAGAUUCAGGAAGAGAAAAACGCUUAAGUCAAGAUGUCUGUUGAAAAUCCAACAAAUACAUCUACAUCUGACUCAGCUAAGCAAAACAAUGGAAAUGGUAACAAUGGUUAUACUAGACCACCAGUAUUUGAUGGUGAAAACUUUGAAUACUGGAAAGAUAAACUUGAAAGUUACUUCCUUGGACUAGAUGGUGACUUAUGGGAUCUGCUGAUGGAUGGUUACAAACAUCCAGUGAAAGCUACUGGUGUAAAGCUUACAAGACAAGAAAUGAAUGAUGAUCAAAAGAAGCAAUUCAAAAAUCAUCAUAAGUGUAGGAUUGUUUUGCUGAAUGCUAUCUCUCAUGCUGAAUAUGAGAAGAUAUCUAACAGUGAAACUGCCUAUGAUAUAUAUGAGUCAUUGAAAAUGACCCAUGAAGGAAAUGCCCAAGUCAAGGAGACUAAAGCUCUUGCCUUGAUCCAGAAAUAUGAAGCCUUUAAGAUGGAGGAUGAUGAAAAUAUUGAGAAGAUGUUCUCAAGAUUUCAAACGCUAACUGCUGGAUUGAGAGUUCUUGACAAGGGAUACACAAGGGCUGAUCAUGUCAAGAAGAUCAUCAGAAGCUUGCCAAGAAGAUGGGGUCCUAUGGUGACUGCUUUCAAAAUUGCCAAGAAUCUGAAUGAAGUCUCUCUUGAAGAAUUGAUCAGUGCUCUGAGGAGUCAUGAAAUUGAGCUGUAUGCUAAUGAACCUCAGAAGAAAGGUAAGUCUAUUGCAUUAAAAUCCAAUUAUAAAAAAUGCACUAACGCUUUUCAGGCUGAAGAAGUAGAUUCUGAAGAAUCAGAAUCAGAAGAAGAAGAUGAACUGUCCAUGAUCUCCAGAAGGGUAAACCAACUCUGGAAGAGCAAGCAAAGGAAGUUCAAAAGCUUCAGAAGUUUAAAGAAGCCUGAAAGAGGAGAAUCUUCUGGAGGCAGAAGAUCUGACAAGAAGAAGGUCAUCUGCUAUGAAUGCAAUGAGCCUGGACACUUCAAGAAUGAAUGUCCAAAACUUCAGAAGGAGAAUCCCAAGAAGAAGUUUCAUAAGAAGAAAGGUCUUAUGGCAACAUGGGAUGAUUCAGAAUCAGAAUCAGAAUCAGACUCUGAAGGCAAGCAGGCAAACCUUGCACUGAUGGCCAUAGUGGAUGACGGAUCAGAAUCUAUAUCAGAAUCAGAUUCUGAAGAGGUAUUUUCUGAACUAUCUAGAGAAGAGUUAGUUUCCAGUUUAACUGAACUUCUGGAACUCAAGGCUCAUAUUAGUAUCAAAUACAAAAAGCUGAAAAAGCUAUUUGAAUUUGAAACUAAGAAGCUGGAAGUGGAAAAUUCUGAACUAAAGGAAAAAGUUUUAAAAUUAUCCAAAGAUAUUGGAUCUCCUUCUGAAUCAGAAAAAUCCAUUCCUAGUCUCAAUCAUAUUCUGAAAGAAUAUGACUCGAGCUUCAGAAAGUUUCUAUCUAGAAGUAUUGGCAGAAGUCAUCUUGCUUUUAUGAUAUAUGGUGUUUCUGGAAACAAAAGGAUUGGCGUUGGGUAUGAGGGUGAUAUCCCACGUAAAUUUGAACCUGUAGAUUAUUUGAAAAUCACAUACAAGCCAUUGUAUGAUCACUUCAAAUAUGGCCACUCAUAUGAUAUUAGGCUCACUUCACAUGCUAAAAACUUUAACACUACACACACCAAGAAGCAUGUGACACAACCUAAAAAAUAUCAGGCUGCCAAACCUAAAGAAUAUCAUGCUGUUCCUCCUGUUAUUUAUCAUGCUAAACCCAAGUUCAAUCAGAACUUGAGGAACAUUAACAAGAAAGGACCUAAGAAACUGUGGGUACCUAAGGAGAAGAUAAUUUCUGUUGCAGAUAUCCUUAGCAGCAAAGAAGACAAAGCACAAAAUGUCACGGUACCUGGACUCUGGGUGCUCGCGACACAUGACGGGAAGAAGGUCUAUGUUCCAAGACCUGGUGCUUAAAUCUGGUGGAGAAGUCAAGUUUGGAGGAGAUCAGAAGGGCAAGAUUAUUGGCUCUGGAACCAUAAGUAUUGGUAACUCUCCUUCCAUAACUAAUGUACUUCUUGUAGAAGGAUUAGCGCAUAACUUAUUGUCCAUAAGUCAAUUAAGUGACAAUGGUUAUGACAUAAUCUUCAAUCAAGAGUCUUGCAAGGCUGUAAGUCAGAAGGAUGGCUCAAUCCUAUUUACAGGCAAGAGAAAGAACAACAGUUAUAAGAUUGAUCUUUCUGAUCUUGAGAAGCAGAAGGUGACUUGCCUUAUGUCUGUUUCUGAAGAGCAAUGGGUCUGGCACAGAAGAUUAGGACAUGCUAGUUUGAGAAAGAUUUCUCAGAUUAACAAACUAAAUAUGGUCAGAGGACUCCCAAAUCUGAAAUACAAAUCAAAUGCUCUUUGUGAAGCAUGUCAGAAGGGCAAGUUCUCCAAACCGGAUUCAAAUCUAAGAAUGUUGUCUCUUCCUCAAGGCCGUUAGAACUUCUGCACAUUGAUCUGUUUGGACCAGUCAAAACAGCAUCUUUUAGAGGGAAGAAAUAUGGAUUAGUCAUCGUAGAUGAUUAUAGCCGCUGGACAUGGGUAAAGUUCUUAAAACACAAGGAUGAGUCUCAUUCAGUCUUCUUUGAAUUCUGCACUCAGAUUCAAUCUGAGAAGGAGUGCAAAAUCAUAAAGGUCAGAAGUGAUCAUGCUGGUGAAUUUGAGAACAGAUUCUUUGAGGAGUUCUUCAAAGAAAAUGGUAUUGCCCAUGAUUUCUCCUGCCCUAGAACUCCACAGCAAAAUGGAGUUGUAGAGCGAAAGAAUAGGACUCUACAAGAAAUGGCCAGAACCAUGAUAAAUGAAACCAAUAUGGCUAAGCACUUCUGGGCAGAAGCAAUAAACACUGCAUGUUAUAUUCAGAAUAGAAUCUCUAUAAGACCUAUUCUAAAUAAGACUCCUUAUGAAUUGUGGAAGAACAGAAAGCCCAAUAUUUCAUAUUUUCAUCCUUUUGGAUGUGUUUGUUUUAUUCUGAAUACUAAAGAUCAUCUUGGUAAGUUUGAUUCUAAGGCACAAAAAUGUUUCCUUCUUGGAUAUUCUGAACGCUCAAAAGGCUACAAAGUAUACAACACUGAAACAUUGGUUGUAGAAGAAUCAAUCAAUAUCAGAUUUGAUGAUAAGCUUGGUCUUGAAAAGCCAAAGCAGUUUGAGAAUUUUGCAGAUAUAGAUAUUGAUAUAUCAGAAGCUGUAGAACCAAGAAGCAAAGUUUCAGAAGCAAAGAAUCAGAAGAUCAAGUUGUUGCAUCUUUAGAGAAUCUCAAAAUUUAUGAAGAGCCAACAGUAAGAAGAUCUUCUAGACUCACCUCAGCUCACUCAGAAGAUGUGAUCCUUGGAAAGAAAUAUGAUCCUAUUAGAACCAGAGCAUUCCUUAAGAACAAUGCAGAAUGUCAAUUAGGUCUUGUUUCUUUAAUCGAGCCAACUUCUGUUGAUCAAGCUCUAGAAGAUCUAGACCGGAUAAUUGCCAUGCAAGAAGAACUAAAUCAGUUUACAAGGAAUGAUGUAUAGGAUUUGGUUCCUAGACCAAAAGGAUUCAACAUCAUUGGUACAAAGUGGGUUUUCAGAAACAAGCUUAGUGAGAAGGGAGAAGUGGUAAGAAACAAAGCCAUACUGAAACCUUUGCACCAGUGGCCAGGUUAGAAUCUAUUCGCUUAUUAAUUUCUUUUGCCACUCAGCAUAACAUCACUCUGUAUCAGAUGGAUGUUAAGAGUGCCUUCUUAAAUGGUUAUAUAGAUGAGGAAGUCUAUGUCCACCAACCUCCUGGUUUUGAAGACUCUAAGUCUCCAGAACAUGUUUUCAAACUUAAGAAAUCAUUGUAUGGAUUGAAGCAAGCUCCUAGAGCUUGGUACAAAAGAUUAAGUUCUUUCCUUCUGGACAAUGGUUUCACUAGAGGACAAGUGGAUACGACUCUCUUCUGUAAAACAUCUAAGAAGGACAUUUUAAUUUAUCAAAUUUAUGUUGAUGAUAUUAUUUUUGGAACAUCUAAUGCUUCACUUGGAAAGGAGUUUGCUAAGUCUAUGGAGGCUGAAUUUGAAAUGAGUAUGAUGGGUGAACUCAAGUAUUUUCUUGGGAUUCAAAUCAAUCAAACUUCUGAUGGUACUUAUGUUCAUCAAACGAAGUAUGUGAAAGAACUUCUGAAGAAGUUUAAUCUUUCUGAAAGCAAAGAAGCCAAAACUCCUAUGCAUCCAACGUGUGUUCUAGGUAAGGAUGAGGUAAGUAAGAAGGUAGAUCAGAAGUUGUACAGAGGUAUGAUUGGAUCUCUUCUAUAUUUAACUGCUUCUAGACCUGACAUUCUAUUCAGUGUUUGUUUCUGCGCUAGAUUCCAAUCAGAUCCUAGAGAAUCUCACUUAACUGCUGUUAAGAGAAUUAUGAGGUAUCUGAAAGGUACUACUAAUGUUGGUUUAGUCUACAGAAGAUCUAAAGAAUACAACUGAGUAGAAUUUUGUGAUGCUGACUAUGCUGGAGAUAGAAUUGAAAGGAAAAGUACUUCUGGAAGUUGUCAAUUUCUAGGAAGUCAUCUGAUCUCCUGGUACAGCAAGAAGCAAGCUACCAUUGCCCUCUCAACAACAGAAGCAGAAUAUGUUGCUGCUGCUGGUUGUAGCACACAAAUGCUCUGGAUGAAGAGUCAGCUAGAAGAUUAUCAAAUAUAUGAGAGUAACAUUCCUAUCUUCUGUGAUAAUACUUCUGCCAUAUGUUUAUCUAAGAAUCCUAUCUUACAUUCCAAAGCUAAACAUAUUGAGAUUAAACAUCAUUUCAUUAGGGACUAUGUUCAAAAGGGUGUUCUCUCCUUAAACUUUGUGGAUACAGACCAUCAAUGGGCUGAUAUCUUUACAAAACCCCUUGCUGAAGAUAGGUUUAAGUUCAUUCUGAAGAAUAUCAGUAUGGAUUUAUGCCUAGAAUGAGAAGAUGAGAAGAUCUCAUGUAUGGUUAAAUUCUGAAAUGUGUCGAGAUUAUGUGUUUAUAAGAAGUUCUGAUAAUGAUCAAUUAGAAGUUCUGAUUCUGUUAUUACUAACGUUUUAUUAUCUAAGUUGAUUCAGAAUCUCUUUUAAAGUAAAACAGCUGUCACCAGUUUUUCCUGAAAAGGAACACGUGUUCACUAUUUUUGGACAAGCAUGCGUGCAGUUGAGGAGACGCCGCCCUAGGUAACUGUGCAAAUCAUUUCAUUUUGUCACUUUAUCUCUCCUAACGUCACAUCUCAUUAAAUGAAAAUUGAUGUCAUGUUUUUCUGAAAUCAUUUCGUUUAAACCAUAUUGCAUUUAUUAUUUUUUCUCUUAUUCAAUCUUUUAAAUACCUCUCUUCAUCUUCUUUUCAUUCUUUUCACUCUCUCUCUUCAUUCGUCCCUCUCUUUUUGCAUUCAUCGCAUAAACCCUAGUUUGUGUCUGCAACUUAGCAUCUCAUCAUGAAUCCUUCGUCAAGUUCCUCAAGCCAAGCAAAAGUUUCUUCCACUCAUCUGGUGUUUAGCAAGCAUGGGUAUGCUCCGUUGAAGACCUGCUCCAUUCCUACUGCAGAGAUGGAAGUUCUUUGUGAGUCUUCAGUGGACUUUGAAAAUCUGAGAGCACAUGGUUUCAAACCUGAAGCAAAGACAAUGGCACAAGGAUGGUCAAAUUACCUUGAUAGAUUGGUUGGACCAAUUUAUCUGGCUCUUGUAAAAGAUUUCUGGGCUCAUGCAACGGUUACUCCAACUGCAAUCAUCUCCUUCGUGUUAGGGCAUGAAGUUGUGAUUACUGAGAAAUUGAUAAGGAAGCUGUACAACCUGGAUGAUGAAGAAGGAUGUACUGGUCCACUUCCUGCCAGAGUUAGUUGGCCACAGGUUGAAGGACAAAUAUCUUAUGCUACUGGUCUUCAAUCUCACCAAACUGGUACAUUGAGGGCGUUCUAUCAAGUCUAGGCUGAAAUUAUUCUGGGAUCUCUUCAUCGUAGAAGAAGAUCAUUAUCCUCCAUGUACAUUAGUCCUGAUCACAAAUACACUCUCUUCUGCAUUGGAAGAAAAAUUGAACUGAACAUCUCCAACAUUCUGUUUCAGAAUCUGAAGAUGGCUAUUGAAGAGUCAAGAGAUGAAGAACGUGAGAAGUAUCCUCAUCUUCAAAUAAAUACUAUUCCUUUCGCCAGAAUGAUCUCAGACAUUCUGAUAGAAAGUGAUUUGAUGGACUCUCUAAGGACUAUUGGAACGUCCAAAUUCUUUGGAGCCAUUCAAGGGCAUGUCAUCAAUGCUUUUGAUCUGCUAAGACUGGAACUUAUCACGAAGGUAACUUCGGUUCCUGUAAUCUCCCCAGAUAUUCUGACCAGAAGAAUUCAGGUGGAAGGCUUUGCUAUCUUGUUCCAAGCAGAACUUCACAAGGCUGUUAAGCAAUAUUUGGAAGCUUCUGUAAGAACUCAAUCUUCUGUUGAUCCUGCGUGGAUUCGUGGAAGAGUGCUUCCUUCUCUGAAAAUUAAAAGUCUCAUAUAAUCAUGGAUUUUUAUUUCAACAAAGAUCCUGAUAUAUGAAAUACUUAGUUUUUAGAAUUUUUCUUAUACAGUAAUUUGGCUUGCAGUUGAAUUUAUUCUUACGCAAACGCCAAAUACUGUUUAUUACUUCACACAUGCUAUUUAUUUAUUUACAGAUAAAUAGUACUGACACAAUUGGUACAGAGUUAAAUCUUUUUGCAGGCGCAGAAUCAGGAAACUCAGACUGUACUGGUAACAAGUAGAUUAUUAUUAUCUUUUGUUUCCCACUAAUUUUUGUACUAUAUUCCAUUAUUUUCAAAAAAAUCUUUUCAAAUCUCUUUUUCAAAAAUCAAAUCUCUCUUUUUCCCAACACUAUCUCCACUUUCUUUCAAAUCUUACUUCCACUCAAAUUUUCCUUUUGUACGGAAUCACAUCAUUCCCCAACGUCUCUAUCCUCCUUUCCAUUCUAUAAAUACCUCUCAUUUUCUUCCAUAAAAUCUCACAUCAAAUUCUAAUUCAUCUCUCAAAUUUCCACUUCAUAAUCCAUCCUUUCUUCUUCCCCGACAAAAUGGCAAAGCGGUGGGAAACGUGUUUUCUUAUGGUCAUCACCAUUGCUACGGUGAUCAUGUCUUUCUUCUGUCUACAUAGCCCGGAACACUGUGGACCUGGGAUGCUUAUGCUCCCAAUCAUCUACAUGUUACUAUUUGUAGCAUGGGUUAUCAAUCGUCAUUCUUAAAAUUUGCCGUGUUUCUUAUUUCUUAAAUGUACCGUUUAUUCGUCGUACUGUUCAAUAUAGUAUGUAAUAUUUGUACUGUCAGUAUUAAAUGUUGUACUAUUUGUCAUAAUAUUGCUUAAUUACUCAGAUAAUAUUUUAUGUGUUUUCUGCCAGUCAAAUAUUCAUUUUUCUGUGCAUUAAAUGAUUUUCAGGGUUAUUAUCGGUAAUUUUGCCCGCAUACAGUAAAUAUUAGUUAUUUAUUAUGUCUGUGUUUUUCUAACAAGUCAUGUAAAUAAACUUUCAUUUUUCACAUAAAACAAAAAACAAAAACAACAAAAAAGAAAAUUAACUUUGACUGUUGAUUUUUCACUCUAACUGCUACAUCAAUACCUGGACAGUCAGUUGACAGCCAAACUGCUGGCAGUACAAUUCUCAGUGUUUUGUACCAUCAAUCAAAUCAAUCUUUCACAAUUCAAAAUUCCAAGAUUUUUGUUCUAGAAGUCUUCUGAAUAUCACGCGAUUAGCAGAGACUCAACACUGCACAAAAAUCAGGUACGCUUAACUGUCUCCUACAUAAACAGUCCCUGACUAGGGUUUUCUUGUUUUUACAGGAGAAACAAGUUUUUGAGAGCUCAAAUGGAUUUCAUGCACAUCCAUAUAUCUCAAAGUACCAUCAUACAAAUUUUCAAACUUCAAUUCACUCAGACGCACCAUCAUACAAAUUCUAAAUACUUAGUUUUUAGAAUUUUUCUUAUACAGUAAUUUGGCUUGCAGUUGAAUUUAUUCUUACGCAAACGCCAAAUACUGUUUAUUACUUCACACAUGCUAUUUAUUUAUUUACAGAUAAAUAGUACUGACACAAUUGGUACAGAGUUAAAUCUUUUUGCAGGCGCAGAAUCAGGAAACUCAGACUGUACUGGUAACAAGUAGAUUAUUAUUAUCUUUUGUUUCCCACUAAUUUUUGUACUAUAUUCCAUUAUUUUCAAAAAAAUCUUUUCAAAUCUCUUUUUCAAAAAUCAAAUCUCUCUUUUUCCCAACACUAUCUCCACUUUCUUUCAAAUCUUACUUCCACUCAAAUUUUCCUUUUGUACGGAAUCACAUCAUUCCCCAACGUCUCUAUCCUCCUUUCCAUUCUAUAAAUACCUCUCAUUUUCUUCCAUAAAAUCUCACAUCAAAUUCUAAUUCAUCUCUCAAAUUUCCACUUCAUAAUCCAUCCUUUCUUCUUCCCCGACAAAAUGGCAAAGCGGUGGGAAACGUGUUUUCUUAUGGUCAUCACCAUUGCUACGGUGAUCAUGUCUUUCUUCUGUCUACAUAGCCCGGAACACUGUGGACCUGGGAUGCUUAUGCUCCCAAUCAUCUACAUGUUACUAUUUGUAGCAUGGGUUAUCAAUCGUCAUUCUUAAAAUUUGCCGUGUUUCUUAUUUCUUAAAUGUACCGUUUAUUCGUCGUACUGUUCAAUAUAGUAUGUAAUAUUUGUACUGUCAGUAUUAAAUGUUGUACUAUUUGUCAUAAUAUUGCUUAAUUACUCAGAUAAUAUUUUAUGUGUUUUCUGCCAGUCAAAUAUUCAUUUUUCUGUGCAUUAAAUGAUUUUCAGGGUUAUUAUCGGUAAUUUUGCCCGCAUACAGUAAAUAUUAGUUAUUUAUUAUGUCUGUGUUUUUCUAACAAGUCAUGUAAAUAAACUUUCAUUUUUCACAUAAAACAAAAAACAAAAACAACAAAAAAGAAAAUUAACUUUGACUGUUGAUUUUUCACUCUAACUGCUACAUCAAUACCUGGACAGUCAGUUGACAGCCAAACUGCUGGCAGUACAAUUCUCAGUGUUUUGUACCAUCAAUCAAAUCAAUCUUUCACAAUUCAAAAUUCCAAGAUUUUUGUUCUAGAAGUCUUCUGAAUAUCACGCGAUUAGCAGAGACUCAACACUGCACAAAAAUCAGGUACGCUUAACUGUCUCCUACAUAAACAGUCCCUGACUAGGGUUUUCUUGUUUUUACAGGAGAAACAAGUUUUUGAGAGCUCAAAUGGAUUUCAUGCACAUCCAUAUAUCUCAAAGUACCAUCAUACAAAUUUUCAAACUUCAAUUCACUCAGA
This is a messenger RNA of Vicia villosa (hairy vetch), 10869 nucleotides long. RefSeq lists its product as uncharacterized. The transcript has 2 exons. NCBI's taxonomy places the organism in Eukaryota, Viridiplantae, Streptophyta, Magnoliopsida, Fabales, Fabaceae. Gene Ontology annotation, molecular function: nucleic acid binding; zinc ion binding. The record is from RefSeq and is a predicted model, not a curated record. The coding region runs from base 1660 to 3585 and encodes 641 amino acids.